Messenger RNA from Orycteropus afer afer, 1022 nucleotides. Its product is annotated as olfactory receptor 11H4. Gene Ontology annotation, biological process: G protein-coupled receptor signaling pathway. The record is from RefSeq and is a predicted model, not a curated record. Gene Ontology annotation, cellular component: membrane. NCBI's taxonomy places the organism in Eukaryota, Metazoa, Chordata, Mammalia, Tubulidentata, Orycteropodidae. Gene Ontology annotation, molecular function: G protein-coupled receptor activity; olfactory receptor activity.
UUGGAUUACACUCAUUUCUUUCUUCUUCUUAGGUUUAUGACACAUGAACCAGUCAGCAACACACAAUGUGACUGAGUUUGUUCUCCUCGGAUUCCGUGGUUGCUGGGAGGUACAGAUUUUCCUCUUCUCAUUGCUUCUGGUGGUUUAUGUCUUGACCCUACUGGGGAAUGCAGCCAUCAUCUGUGCAGUGAGAUGGGACCCACGACUCCACACCCCCAUGUACUUUCUACUUGGAAAUUUUGCCUUCCUUGAGAUCUGGUAUGUUUCCUCCACUGUUCCCAACAUGCUAGCCAACAUUCUCUCCAAGACCAAGACCAUCUCAUUUUCUGGUUGCUUCCUCCAGUUCUAUUUCUUCUUUUCCCUGGGCACUACUGAAUGUCUCUUCCUGGCAAUAAUGGCUUAUGAUCGGUACCUGGCCAUCUGCCGCCCACUGCACUACCCCACCAUCAUGACUGGGAGACUCUGUGGAAUGCUGGUGUCUCUCUGCUGGGUCACUGGGUUCCUUGGCUACCCAAUUCCAAUUUUCUUUAUCUCCCAACUUCCCUUCUGUGGUCCCAAUAUCAUCGAUCACUUCCUGUGUGACAUGGACCCACUCAUGGCUCUGGCCUGCGCCCCAGCCCCUAUUGCUGAAUUUAUUUUCUAUACUCAGAGCUCCCUCGUCCUCUUUUUCACUGUCAUGUAUAUUCUUCGAUCCUAUACUCUGCUGCUCAGAGCUGUUCUUCAGGUCCCCUCUGCAGUUGGCCGGCGAAAGGCCUUCUCCACAUGUGGUUCUCAUUUAGUUGUGGUGUGUCUUUUCUAUGGGACAGUCAUGGUAAUGUAUGUGAGUCCUACAUGUGGCAUCCCGACUUUGAUGCAGAAGAUUCUCACACUAAUGUAUUCAGUAAUGACUCCUCUCUUUAAUCCCCUGAUCUACAGUCUUCGUAAUAAGGACAUGAAAUUUGCCCUGAGAAAUGUCCUGUGUAGAAUGAGAAUAAGUCAAAAUUCGUAAGUCAAAGAUGUGCAUACUUCCAAGUUUUAGUGAA